UAUCCAUCUCGAGAUGGAAGAACCAGUGGUUGAAAAAUUGACAUCUUUGUGCAGUACUCCAAAGGAUUCUGGGACAGCAGCUCCACAGGGAACUAGUUCAGGGAAACAGCCAAUGAGCGCAGCUCUGAGGGACCGAUUAAGGAAAACAAGACGUUCCUUUAAAGCUAAUUUUACAGUGGCAAAGCGGCUCAAGAUAGACUCUGAAGAAAAAGACAGUGCUGAUGCUGACAAAGGGUGCUUGCCCAAGACAAUUACAAAUACAGAUUGUUCCAGAUUACAGGAUGGUUCUGAAAACGUGGAAAGAAACAGCACUGGACAUACAUGUUUCAAAAGUCCCUUACAGGAAAGUGAUCUCUGUGGAUCAGCAGAGAAUUCUCAUGUGCUCCAGUCUGACCUUAGUCAGCAGCAGUCCCUGGAUGAAAAAGUAAGGCUGGUGAAACAAGUGCAAGAAAAGGAAGAACUACUCCGAAGGCUCAAACUGGUUAAGAUGUACCGAUCUAAGAACAACCUGUCUGAACUGCAGGCUUUGAUAGUGAAAUGGAGAAGCAGUACCCAGCUGAUGCUAUAUGAACUGCAGUCGGCCUUUUCUGCAGAUGGCAAGAAAGUGAGUCUCACUCAGCUGAUAGAUACUUUUGGAUUAGAAGACCAGUUACUGCACUACAGCAGAACAGAAGAAGAUUUUGUAGAUGCAUAA
Balearica regulorum gibbericeps (East African grey crowned-crane) is the source of this 694-nucleotide messenger RNA. RefSeq names its product SWI5 dependent homologous recombination repair protein 1 (gene SFR1). Gene Ontology annotation, biological process: double-strand break repair via homologous recombination; positive regulation of DNA-templated transcription. NCBI's taxonomy places the organism in Eukaryota, Metazoa, Chordata, Aves, Gruiformes, Gruidae. Gene Ontology annotation, cellular component: Swi5-Sfr1 complex. The record is from RefSeq and is a predicted model, not a curated record.